Molecule: messenger RNA, 1890 nt
Organism: Coffea eugenioides
Lineage: Eukaryota; Viridiplantae; Streptophyta; Magnoliopsida; Gentianales; Rubiaceae
Product: probable leucine-rich repeat receptor-like protein kinase At1g35710
Exons: 3
Coding region: 1-1890 (629 amino acids)
Cellular component (GO): plasma membrane
Molecular function (GO): protein binding
Source: RefSeq, a predicted model, not a curated record
AUGGAGAGAACAUGCUAUUACUUUCCUAUAGGACUUUUAUUAGCCACUUCUCUGUUAGCCGUGGGCACAGGCGAUAUCAUAACUGAUAAAUCUGCCCUUGUAACUUUAAGAGACCACAUGGUUUCUAAUCGUCACUUAAUCUUGGCAAAAAAUUGGUCCAUUUCUUCUUCUGUUUGUGAUUGGAUUGGAGUUACAUGUGACUCUAGUCGUCAAGGAGUGGUGGCCUUAAAUAUUUCUAACAUGGGUUUUGCAGGCACAAUUCCUCCACAACUGGGAAACCUCUCAUUCCUUGUUUCUCUCGACAUGAGCAACAACAAUUUUCAUGGUCAUUUGCCAGAAGGAAUGUCUCAUUUGCGUCGACUAAGUUUCAUGGCUCUAAGCAACAACAAUCUCACGGGAGAAAUUCCAUCAUGGUUGGGUGUCUUGGAUAGACUUCAGUACCUAUCCUUGACAGAGAAUAAUUUUUUGGGUGAUCUUCCUGCUAACAUAUGCGACAAUCUUCCAAAUCUAAAAGAGCUCGAUCUAUCUUGGAAUCAAUUGAGUGGCCAGAUACUAUCAGGUUUAUCAAACUGCUCCGGACUCAAGUCGUUAGAUUUGUCAGCCAACCAGUUCAAUGGUUACGUACCAAAAGCGGUGGGGAACCUGAAAAUGCUUGAGGAGCUACAUCUCGAUUAUAACAAUUUAGAAGGUAGCAUUCCGGAAGUGAUGGGCAAUCUCCAGAGCUUGAGGGUCUUGUCCAUAGAAGGAUGCAAUUUGAGUGGAUCAAUACCCGGGGAAAUUGGAAACCUAACUAUGCUGGAAGGAGUAGAUUUUUCUAACAACAGCCUUACAGAUUCGAUUCCAAACGAGAUUGGCAACUUGCUCAAAUUGGCGAUCCUUGGCUUGGGUGAGAAUAGUUUAAGUGGUUCGAUAUCGGUUGGGAUCUUCAACAUGUCAACUCUGAGGAUGCUCGACCUUGCCGACAAUCAUUUAUCAGGGGUUCUUCCAUCAAAUAUGUGCCAUGGCCUACACAAUUUAGAAUACAUUGAUCUUGGUGGGAAUAACUUCAGCGGAGCCAUACCCGCCUCUAUCUCAAACUGUUCGAAACUAACUGGAAUAAAUCUUGAUGGUAACAAGUUCAGCGGUCCAAUUCCCAAUUCCAUUGGAAAUUUGAGACGUCUUGAAGUUCUAAAUCUGUUUGCUAACAAUUUGACGAGUGAAUCUUCAUCUCCAGAAUUGGGCCUCUUCACUUUCCUCACAGGUUGCAUCUCUUUAAGGGAAAUCUGGGUGGGAGACAAUCCGUUAAAUGGGGUUCUUCCGCGAUCCAUCGGGAAUCUUUCUAUUUCUGUUGAACGGUUGGAUGUACGGAACAGUGGACUCAGGGGGAACAUUCCAGACAGCAUUGGAAACUUGAGCAAUUUAGCUUUUUUAGUUCUAUGUGACAAUUGUUGGACUGGAUCAAUUCCAACAACACUAUGGGGUUUGCAAAAGCUUCAGGAUUUGGAUCUUAGCAACAUUUCCCUCACUGGUCCGCUCUCUCGUGGUCUCUGUGGAUUGCAGAGUUUGGAGUAUUUAGGCCUAAGUCAAAAUCAGAUUAGCGGUUCAAUUCCAGGAUGUUUCCAUAAUCUUACAUCUUUGUGGUAUCUUGACAUAGCUUUCAAUAGAUUAACCUCUACUCUGCCGAUGCGCUUGUGGGAUCUUAAAGGUCUUGUGUAUGUCAACUUGACAUCGAAUUUAUUGAGAGGACCUUUGGCUCCAGAAAUGGGAGAGUUAAAGGAUUUGACAAAGUUAGACUUGUCAAACAAUCAGUUUUCAGGCAAAAUCCCAAGCACCAUUUGGAGUUUAGAGAAUUUGGACCACCUUUCUUUAGCAAACAACAGCUUGCAAGGAUCAAUUCCGGACAACCUUUGA